Metarhizium robertsii ARSEF 23 is the source of this 519-nucleotide messenger RNA. RefSeq lists its product as uncharacterized. Lineage: Eukaryota; Fungi; Ascomycota; Sordariomycetes; Hypocreales; Clavicipitaceae. The transcript is spliced from 2 exons. Bases 1 to 519 code for a protein of 172 amino acids. The record is from RefSeq and is a predicted model, not a curated record.
AUGUACCCCUGGUCCAGCAAUCCACGUGGUCAAGAUUACAAGCAGGCGCAAAUAGACGGCAGAACCGUUAUCAGUUAUUAUACCCCGAACCCCGGAUGCGCCGACGGUGUGAGGACCUGGGCCGGCGUCUGGCCCGCCGACGCUAGUAAUCCCUACACGGCCGACUACAAGGCACGAUUAUACGUGGACAUCAUUGACGAUGACGAAAUUCGCGUUGCUGCAUUCAAUAAUGCCGAGCUUGGUAUUGGCGAGUUCAAAGCCGCUUUUGUUUGCGACGACGACAAGAGGCAGGCCUGGCUGGUCUCUGAGAACUUUAAGAUCGAUGACGCCACCCCUGCCAAAAAUAAUAGUACAUGUAUAUAUGCAGGUCCCGAAUGGGAACCCGGAUUCAAGAGUGUAUCGUGCGAUGAUGUCGAGUACGGAUUCUGCUUUGACUGCACCAAUGGCUGUGCACCCUGCGAGUACUGCAAGAGGCAGUGUGGGCAAGCCAACACGGGCGACGAUAAACAAAAGGCAUAA